Saccostrea cuccullata (small rock oyster) is the source of this 693-nucleotide messenger RNA. RefSeq lists its product as uncharacterized. The transcript has 2 exons. NCBI's taxonomy places the organism in Eukaryota, Metazoa, Mollusca, Bivalvia, Ostreida, Ostreidae. The coding region runs from base 1 to 693 and encodes 230 amino acids. The record is from RefSeq and is a predicted model, not a curated record.
AUGGAAACCUACUUGAACAGGCUGCGACGUGCUACACACCAUGCAGGAAAAUGUUUAGAACUCCACUGGCUGCGUCAGUACGCACCAGGACUUCCACUGGCUACAACAUGCUAUGCACCAGGACUUCCACUGGCUACAACAUGCUAUGCACCAGGACUUCCACUGGCUACAACAUGCUAUGCACCAGGACUUCCACUGGCUGCAACGUGCUAUGCACCAGGACUUCCACUGGCUGCAACGUGCUAUGCACCAGGACUUCCACUGGCUGCAACGUGCUAUGCACCAGGACUUCCACUGGCUGCAACAUGCUAUGCACCAGGACUUCCACUGGCUGCAACAUGCUAUGCACCAGGACUUCCACUGGCUACAACAUGCUAUGCACCAGGACUUCCACUGGCUGCAACGUGCUAUGCACCAGGACUUCCACUGGCUGCAACGUGCUAUGCACCAGGACUUCCACUGGCUGCAACAUGCUAUGCACCAGGACUUCCACUGGCUGCAACAUGCUAUGCACCAGGACUUCCACUGGCUGCAACGUGCUAUGCACCAGGACUUCCACUGGCUGCAACGUGCUAUGCACCAGGACUUCCACUGGCUGCAACAUGCUAUGCACCAGGACUUCCACUGGCUGCAACAUGCUAUGCACCAGGACUUCCACUGGAUGCAACGUGCUGUGCACCAGAAACACCCUGA